Messenger RNA from Penicillium taxi, 2229 nucleotides. RefSeq names its product putative C6 transcription factor. The coding region runs from base 1 to 2229 and encodes 742 amino acids. Gene Ontology annotation, biological process: regulation of DNA-templated transcription; DNA-templated transcription. Lineage: Eukaryota; Fungi; Ascomycota; Eurotiomycetes; Eurotiales; Aspergillaceae. The transcript is spliced from 3 exons. The record is from RefSeq and is a predicted model, not a curated record. Gene Ontology annotation, molecular function: DNA-binding transcription factor activity, RNA polymerase II-specific; zinc ion binding; DNA binding.
AUGGAGGAUAACGGGGACUCCGCUACCCAACCUCGAUCUUCUGCACCCCGAGUUCGACUCAGCUGUGAGGCAUGUCGCCAGCGUAAAGUGAAGUGCGACAAGCUGAGUCCUUGCACUAGUUGUCAACGACUCGGUUUCGUCUGUGUCCCUGUAGAAAGGGCCCGUUUACCAAGAGGACGAACAAGGAGGACCACUGAGCGUGCGACAAACACAGAUAAAGAGUUAGCAGAUCGAGUUGCCAAGCUCGAGAACCUCCUUAAACGGGUAGCCGCCGAACGCGACGAGUCGCACCUGUCACCGAUCGCGCCCAACGCCAGUAACCCCAAGGCGACAAAAGUAGAUAUUGAAUCAUGGCGCGUGAAUAAUGCGGAGCCUACAGAUCCUCAGCCUGGGCCUGUGGUAUCUAAGCCCAACUCGGUUCGCUCCCGCCCGGAAAAGUCUUACAUUGCAAGUUCAUUUUGGGAAGAUAUUAUGCAGCAGACGCAAGAAUUGAGAACAGUUCUCGAUAAUCGCUUGGAGCACGACCAAACUGAGUACAAGACGUCAUCUGGGUUCGGGACAUCUCUUGUAGGGUCCGAAGGCACAGAGAGUGCUCUCUCUCACUCAACUGAUAGCUCUCCGCAAUCUCACAAAGGAGUGUAUAUUUCCCCUGAUAUCAGAAGAACGCUGUGCGAGAUUUACAUACGAAACGUGGAUCCUCUCUUUAAGGUCCUGCAUAGGCCUUCUCUAUGUGCCUUUCUCUGCGAAGAUAAGCCGUAUCUGGACUACGAGCAAGGCCACCAGGCUCCUGCUACGUUAGCAGUAGCAGUCUAUUAUGCCGCUGUCGGGACUGUGGAUGAUGCGCAGUGUCAUUUGAUUUUUGGCACAGAUAAGAAGACCAUUUCUGCCGAGCUCCAAAAAGAUACAGAAGCUGCGCUGAUCAAGUCGGAUUUCGUGACCACCGAAGAUCUCACUGUGUUGCAAGCUUAUGUCAUAUCACUGCUUGCUGCUCGUUGUCAAGAUCAAAGUCGUCGCGUGUGGACUAUGAUGAGCAUGGCUCUUCGAGUCGGCCAAGCCCUCUGUCUCCAUCUGCCAGAACCACCAUUUCACGUCAAUGUCUUCGAGCAAGAGAUGCGCCGGCGCUGUUGGCAGGGCAUCGGCCUUUUGGACCUUGCAGCCUGUCUCGACCGAGCAUCCGAACCGAUGAUGAAGACAGCAUGGCUUCAAUCACACCCGCCAUCAAAUAUCGACGACGAGGCAAUCUGGUUCGACAUGGAAGGGCCCAUCCAAGAACAGCCAGAGGGUAAAUUCACAGACAUGACGCAUACGCUGAUCAUUGCAGCUGCACAAACUGUAGCCCGAACACUCGCAUUUUCCGACUUUAUGGAGUCGUCCAUAAAGACCAUGACUUUACGACAGCAGAUCCUGCUUGACUUCCAACAAAAUGUAUCAAAUAUGUUGAAGGGAAGCAGUCCCGAUCUGAUACCUUUCCAUUUAUAUUCGAGACGGACCGCGAACAGCAUUAGUGUUUGGCUACAUCUAGGAUGUCUCCGCCCGAUACAACGCAGUCCGAAUUUCACUCCUCCCCAAGUUCAAGGCGACAGUCUACUUAAAUUAGCUGCGGACAACCUGCAAAGAAUGUCGGAGGUAUACAACGACCCGGCGCUCGUACAGUGGUCGUGGUUCAACUCAAUGUGGGUUCCGUGGCAUGCUCUCGCAGUCGCACUAGCCGAGUUGUGCGUCUGUAAAAACCCUGCAACCAUGAACGAAUAUUGGCCCAUAAUGAAGAGGGAAUACCAUCGAUCCAGCUUGACCAUUGCAGACUCCCAGCACGGCAUGCUCUGGCGCCCCCUUGAAAAACUCAUGAACCAAGUGAUAGCCCGAAAGAGAGAAUUGCUAGGCAACGACAUAAGCGAGUUUUUCAACGACGUACUCGAUCCAGUUUCAAUGGAAAACCCGGUCAUCUACACCAGCAUGGAGCAGCAAAAUCAUAUAAUACCGCAUGCUCAGCAUAUGCCCUUGGACCAACAUGUGACCAACUACCCAAUUGACAUGGGAAUGACUGUUGCUGCUGGCCAGCAGACCAGUCCUGUAUUGGAAACAACGACGGAAUUUGAGCAAUGGCCCAACUUCUGGGAUACAAUGGAUUUCGACGCAACUCCUGUUGCGGGCGAAGGGGCCUGGGCAAACUAUGAAAAUUUUAUCGGGGAUGUAUACGAUAGCGCGGAGAGCAUAUUUUUACCACGAUAG